UAACAAAACCAAAACCAAUGGAGGAUUCCCUUCUCUCCUCCUCUUCCAUGGCCAAACGUCCCAAACCUCCAUCAUCACCUCAUCUUCUUCCCGAUUCCGAUCACUUCACCAUGGAUGCUCUCUUAUCCUCUUUCUUAUCUCUCUCCGAUUCCCCUUCAAUCCACACCUCCUUCGACCGUCUCAUCCAGUCUACCGAUUCCGAUUCCGAUCAGAAUCACUUGAUCCAACGUGCUCUCCAUCUCGGCUCUCUUCUCCUUGAAGCUGCAAAUCGAUCUGCUCGUAGAUGCUCAUCGUCUCAUAACGCCGUCGUUUGGCCUCUCUCCCCUGACCUCACCAUCAAGGUUUUUUCGAUGCUUGAUACGCAAAGUGUGUGUUAUGCUGCGGCUACGUGCUCGUUUUUUCAGAAGUGUGCUAUGGAUCCUUUGUGCUUUGCUAACAUUGACUUGGCUACCUUGGUCCCAAAAGUCAAUAAUGCUGUGGUGUCUACUAUGAUUCAUCGAGCUGGAGUUGCACUUAAGUCUAUCAAACUUGGUGUAUUGCCGCCCAUUCCUGCUCCUCCUUUCUUUUCGUCUCAGCCAUUAGUUUACAGCAUUAGGAACUCUAACGAUGCGUCAGGAUUUUCGUGGAAUGACAAGCGAUCCAGGCAAGGAAGGGAGUCUUCCAUUCUAACAAGGUCUUGCUUGAAUUCUUUGAGUGGGAAUGGUGGUGCACCUGGGGCUCAUUUGAGGAGAUUGCACCUUUACAACAUUGAAAGAAUGGAUAAUACAGCCCUCUUGGCAUCAUUAUCAGCUUGCCCUUCUCUCCUCGAUCUAGAAAUUGUGGGCCUGCAUGUUGAGUUGAGGCAUACGUUGGAGUCGGUAAGUAAACAUUGCCCCUUGAUAGAACGUUUGGUUUUCGAAUCUUCAAAAACAGGUAGAGAUGAUGGUUUGAAAUACCCCACCUGCAAUGAGUUCGUUCUCAACUGUCCUAACAUAACUACUUUGGCGCUAAAAGGAUUCAAGUUGCAUGACUACAAGGCUCGUAUGCUGGUGAAGGGGUUGCGCAAAUUGAAACAUAUUGACCUGUCAACAUCUUAUUCGUUCACCGGUGCCUUUUUAAAGAACCUUAGUGCCAAUGGAGGUGGAGAUCAUUUGGAGGUGAUGAUGUUACGAGACUGUAUGCAUCUCAAAGAAAUUGAAGUUGAGCUGUUUAUGGCAGCUGUUCUUGCAGGGGAAUUCAGACUCCUAAGACAUCUUGACAUAUCUAACCGGGAAGGUCUAGCAUGUGGAGGUGACUGGUAUAACAGAUGUUACAGUGCAAGUUUCAUUCCUAUAAAGGAACUAUUGGAGCAGAGGCCGGAUUUCUGCCUCGUGGCAGAGUUCCCAAAAGGAAGUUACUUUGACGUUGAACAAUUGACGGAGAGCGAUGUGAGUUUGAGUUUAUCAUCAGGGUCGCACUCAAGCAGCCAUACGGCUUAUCAUUCAGUUUUCAUGAACACAUCAGAUGGCAGUUAUAAUAGUGAUCAUGGUAGUGGUAAUGAGGACAGUAUAGAAAGCAGCUUUAUAAUUUACGAAGAGAAUUCAGAUUAGGUCCUCCGCUUUCUUUCCGUUUCUCCAACGAGCAACGAUGUAGAAUAUCCUAGUUAAUAACCAGGUAUGUCUCUCUCCCCCGAGACUGGGCGUAGCCGGGUGAGAGAAUUGUGCAAAGUUGUAGGGUUUUAAUCUUAGGAAUUUGUCGAAGCUUGUCCUUUCUCUCUGAUUUUGUUCCACCUAUUUUAGCAGGACAAAUAAAAUGCAUUUUUUGUCCCAUUCUGGGGUA
Messenger RNA from Cynara cardunculus var. scolymus (artichoke), 1797 nucleotides. Its product is annotated as F-box protein At4g02760-like. Gene Ontology annotation, biological process: SCF-dependent proteasomal ubiquitin-dependent protein catabolic process. Gene Ontology annotation, molecular function: protein binding. NCBI's taxonomy places the organism in Eukaryota, Viridiplantae, Streptophyta, Magnoliopsida, Asterales, Asteraceae. Gene Ontology annotation, cellular component: SCF ubiquitin ligase complex. The transcript has 12 exons. The coding region runs from base 18 to 1568 and encodes 516 amino acids. The record is from RefSeq and is a predicted model, not a curated record.